AUGGGUCUCAACCAUCGCUCAGACGAACCUUCUGUAGUCCCAUCACCUCUACCCCAAUCAGUCGGAUAUGGCGUCGUGGUCGCUGCUGGUUUGGCAUUUGCCUUUGGCAUGAUGGGCUUGACGGCGAUUCUCAAAAAAACGUUGAACGAAGAUAAUUCUAAAGUCGAGACUUUCAUGGUCGCCAACAGAACAGUACGGACCGGUCUAGUCGCGUCUGCCGUUGUUUCGUCGUGGCUAUGGAGCACCGCCUUGUUGAGUUGCGUCCUAGUAACAUACAGCUACGGCAUCAGCGGUGCAUUCUGGUACGGCGCUGGAUGCUCAACCGUUAUUGUCUUCUUCGGAUACCUGGGCACAGUUUGCAAAGGGCGUGUUCCCGAAGCACAUACUAUUCUCGAGGUCAUUCGCAUCAGAUAUGGGACUGUCGCGCAUCUAAGCUUCACAUUCUUAGCCAUCGUGAACAAUCUGCUCAACACGAUCAACAUGAUUCUGGGCGCAUCGGCAGCUAUCUCUUUCCUAACCGGGAUGCACAUCAUGGCAUCGACCUUCUUGCUUCCUCUCGGUGUCGUCCUCUAUACGCUCGUUGGUGGCAUCAAAGCAACGUUUCUCACCGACUACAUCCAUACCUUUGCUAUUCUCAUUCUGAGCUGUUGGUUAACAGCCAAGGUCAUAACAUCGGAAUCUGUCGGCUCAAUCGGCCGACUAUAUGAUCUCGUCGUCGCCGCUCAGUCGAACCACUCUGUUGAAGGCAACUAUGAGGGCUCUCUCCUCACCAUGACUUCUCAGCAGGGUAUAUACUUCGCUAUCAUCCUGCUGACCUCCAAUUUCGGGGCCGUUGUCAUGGACACAGGAUACUUCCUCAAGGCAUUCGCGGCUUCGCCAAGCGCCGUUGUCCCAGGCUAUGUGCUUGGUGGUAUUUCCUACUUCAGCAUACCAUGGUCGCUUGGUACCAUCGUGGGUAUGGCUUCACUGGGGCUCGAAGCGCUUCCAAUCUUUCCGACGUAUCCAAGACUUAUGACUGGUGCCGAGGUCACAAAUGGUCUUGCUCUGCCUUAUGUGGCCGUCGCUGUCGCAGGGAAGGGAGGUGCUGUUGCGGUUCUACUGAUGACGUUUAUGGCUGUUACAUCAACUUUGUCAGCACAAAUUCUUGCCGUAUCUUCAAUCCUGACAUUCGACAUUUACCGCGUAUACUUCAACCAGGAAGCUUCCAACAAGGAAGUAAUUCGAUGGGGACAUAUCGGUGUUGUCUUUUUUGGUAUCGCAGCAGCAGCCUUCACAGCAAUGUUCCAUUACAUCGGAGUUGAUAUGGGCUGGACUCUGUACAUGCUUGGAAUUCUAACGUGUCCUGGCGUUAUUCCGCUCAUCUUCACCAUAAUUUGGCGAAAACAGACUAAGCUCGCCGCUAUUAGCUCCGCAUUCCUAGGAAUGGCAACGGGCCUCGGUGUCUGGCUCGGCUCCGCAUACGCCUUUUCCGGAGAAGUGACGGUCGCCUCUACAGGUGGGACCCUACCCUGUAUGUAUGGCACCGUCGCAUCUUUAUUCAGUCCGUUGCUGUACAGUGUGGUUGUUACUUACGUGCGACCUGAUAAUUAUGACUGGAGUCAGUUCAAGGAACAGAGAUUGGCUGUUGAGCCUGAUGAGAGCUCCAGUGGAUCAGAAAUCUCUCAAGGUAAAGGUAUUGACCAGGUCACAACAACCGAGACGGCAUCAAAUAAAACUAUUGACGACAACAACCAACGUCGAUGGACUAAAUAUGCUCUCUGGUGGGCUAUCGCUACGUUUCUUGGUCACUGGGUAUUAUGGCCAUUGCCGAUGUACGCAGCGAAAUUCGUCUUCAGUAAACAGUUGUUCACCGCGUGGAUCGUCAUGUCUCUGAUCUGGCUCUGGUGGACUCUCAUCAUGGUCGGUUUCUACCCGAUCUGGAACGAUCGCGGUCAGAUAGCCGCAGUUACACGAAGCCUUUGGAAGUCUCGGUCAUGA
This is a messenger RNA of Fusarium subglutinans, 1977 nucleotides long. RefSeq names its product DUR3-urea permease. Gene Ontology annotation, molecular function: urea transmembrane transporter activity. Gene Ontology annotation, cellular component: plasma membrane. The record is from RefSeq and is a predicted model, not a curated record. Bases 1 to 1977 code for a protein of 658 amino acids. Lineage: Eukaryota; Fungi; Ascomycota; Sordariomycetes; Hypocreales; Nectriaceae. The transcript has 11 exons. Gene Ontology annotation, biological process: urea transmembrane transport.